GCGGCCACGCCUCCGCAGUGGUCUUCCUGUGAUUGUGUUGUCUCUGUCCUAUUGGGCAGACGCAUCUUGCGCGUCGUCACACAUCGCAGAUUUUGACUUUACUCAUAAAAUAUCAUUAAAUAUGUCGUCUCUGUAUAAACCGUUUUCUGUCUCGGAAGGGCCGUGCAAAGAUGCGAUAGUGAGGCGAGGUCGCACGCCGCUACAGCAUCCUGCCGCGAUGACCCGGAUUCCCUCCGCCGACGCGCCGACUCGCACUUUUACCCCAAUUUUUAACAUGUACCCAGGCCAGAGGAAUCUAGCGGCCGCUGCAAUCGGAGGAAGAAAAAUCACUCAUCCGUGGAAGGCUAUUCUUGCAGGUGGCAUUGCAGGAGGCAUUGAGAUCUGCAUCACAUUUCCAACCGAGUACGUGAAGACCCAGCUACAGUUAGACGAAAGAGCAAAUCCUCCACGCUACCGAGGCAUAGGCGACUGUGUUAAGCUGACGGUGCAGGAUCAUGGGUUGAGAGGUCUAUACAGAGGGCUUAGUUCACUGCUUUAUGGAUCCAUCCCGAAAUCUGCAGUACGUUUUGGAACCUUCGAGGUUCUUAGUAACCCAAUGAGGGAUGCCACGGGCCGGCUUGACAAUAAAGGAAGUUUGCUGUGUGGGCUUGGAGCAGGAAUUGCAGAGGCAGUGUUGAUAGUCUGUCCAAUGGAGACAGUCAAGGUGAAGUUCAUUCAUGACCAGUGCUCCCUGAGGCCACGUUACCGAGGGUUCUUCCAUGGUGUGAGGGAGAUCAUCAGAGAUCAAGGUGUUCGAGGGACGUAUCAAGGACUGACUGCUACACUUCUGAAGCAGGGCAGCAACCAGGCUAUACGCUUUUAUGUUAUGAACUUGUUGCGCAACUGGUACAAAGGCGAUGACCCGAGUCGUGACAUGCAUCCGCUGGUUACAGCGAUGUUCGGAGCAACAGCCGGGGCGGCGAGCGUAUUUGGAAACACGCCACUUGAUGUGGUGAAGACCCGAAUGCAGGGUUUGGAGGCUCAUCGCUACAAGAGCACAUUAGAUUGUGCAUUCCAGAUUUUGAAGAAUGAAGGCCCUCAAGCGUUCUACAAAGGCACGGUCCCACGACUGGGCAGAGUGUGUCUAGACGUGGCCAUUGUCUUUGUUCUCUACGAGGAGGUUGUAAAGCUACUGAACAAUGUCUGGAGAACCGACUGAGGACGGAUCGGGGGAAAAACUAAAUUGAGAUGGACUGAACUAUCCAAACACAGUUUGCCACGUCAGAUUUGAACCGUGACCACUGGCCUGGAGGAUUUUAACCAUCCAUCUGUGUCUGUAUAGUUGAAGCCAGGGGCUUGAGCCAUGUGAAGGAACCUGUAGCUUACGGUAUUUAUCGAUGCACAAAAAUAUUGAUUAAUGAGCAAGCAUUUCAUCAGUUUGCACCGUUCACUUCAGUAAAAUUGUGCAAGUGUCUUCUCACCAACAUGCAUUUAAAGAGGUUGUCUUGAGACAGUCUACUUACGUGGCAUGAAACCUAAACGCACAACCAAGUAUGUAAUGCACAAGUUCUUUUGUCAUAGUUUACAUGCAAAGUUCUGAGGUACACCGAAAAUGUGCUUUUAUAAGAAGUCAAAUGUAUCUUGAUUUUGUCGUAAGUCUCAGAACUGGUAGGGGCUCGGACGUUCAUGAUACUCAAUAUAAAACUAGCAUGGUGAGUGGCGUCAUCAAGACCUGGGCACUCAAGCUUGAUGUUUUGUGUUUUUAUAAUGUAAAUGGCAGCUUUUUUUAUUUGCACUAUUUAACUUAACGCUUUUUGUCAUUAAGCAUUUCCCACAAAGGCUGAUUAUUCUGUACUAGUUACGCUAAUUUUGUGUUUGUGUCUGCUAUAUAACGCAGUGCUUCUUCAAAACCAAUUCUGAAUACUUCACACAGAUUCAAUAAACCAACCAGGUUCAGUUUC
This is a messenger RNA of Carassius auratus (goldfish), 1940 nucleotides long. RefSeq names its product tricarboxylate transport protein, mitochondrial-like. Gene Ontology annotation, biological process: mitochondrial citrate transmembrane transport. NCBI's taxonomy places the organism in Eukaryota, Metazoa, Chordata, Actinopteri, Cypriniformes, Cyprinidae. The record is from RefSeq and is a predicted model, not a curated record. Gene Ontology annotation, molecular function: citrate secondary active transmembrane transporter activity. Gene Ontology annotation, cellular component: mitochondrion. The coding region runs from base 122 to 1198 and encodes 358 amino acids. The transcript is spliced from 9 exons.